Molecule: messenger RNA, 1435 nt
Organism: Lycium ferocissimum
Lineage: Eukaryota; Viridiplantae; Streptophyta; Magnoliopsida; Solanales; Solanaceae
Product: UDP-glycosyltransferase 74G1-like
Exons: 1
Coding region: 296-1054 (252 amino acids)
Source: RefSeq, a predicted model, not a curated record
AAGAACCACAUUUUCACUACAGGAUUUUCCCAUCCUCAAAAACUCUCUUCUUCCUCCGGUGAAGAAUUUUUGUGCGAAAAAUAAUUUUAAGAAGAAAGCAGUCUUCUAUGAAGCACUAAAACGAUUAUAUUAUUCAGGUAAGACUUUUGAGGUAAGACUUUUGACUGUAAAAUUUAUGAUAUAAUUCGUGCUUUUAACAUGUGAUUACUACUGAAAAAAUACUAUUGAGAAUCCUAAAGAACUAUAUUUUCUUGAUUGAUUUUUCCUUAAGCCAUCAAUUGAGAAGUUGCAAAAGAUGACUACUCACGGAGCUCAUUGCUUAAUCUUGCCAUAUCCAAGCCAAGGUCACAUAAACCCCAUGCUUCAAUUCUCCAAACGUUUACAAUCCAAAGGUGUCAAAAUCACAAUAGCAACCACAAAAUCCUUCUUGAAAACAAUGCAAGAAUUGACAACUUCGGUGUCAAUUGAGGCAAUCUCCGAUGGCUAUGAUGAUGGUGGCCGCGAUCAAGCAGGAUCUUUCAUAACAAGAUUCAAAGAAGUUGGCUCGGAUACUCUAGCUCAACUUAUUAAAAAAUUAGCAAAUAGUGGGUGGCCAGUAAAUUGCAUAGUUUAUGAUCCAUUCCUUCCUUGGGCAGUUGAAGUUGCAAAGGAUUUUGGAUUAGUUAGUGCUGCUUUUUUCACACAAAAUUGUGCAGUGGAUAACAUUUAUUACCAUGUACAUAAAGGGGUUCUAAAACUUCCACCUACUCAAGAUGAUGAAGAAAUAUUAAUUCCUGGAUUUUUAUGUCCAAUUGAGAGUUCAGAUGUACCUAGUUUUGUUAUUAGCCCUGAAGCAGCAAGAAUACUUGAUAUGCUGGUGAAUCAAUUCUCAAAUCUUGACAAAGUGGAUUGGGUACUAAUCAACAGCUUCUAUGAGUUGGAGAAAGAGCUAAGAGAUUCAAUCUAUCUUUUGUCUCUUCUGUUUCUUUGUCUCUUCUAUUUAGAAGUUAAUUUGUUGUCUGUACAUAUGUUCCUUAAUGUUCUCAGCCUGAUAAGGGGCUUUUUUUUUUCCUAGUGACUCGAACUCACAACCUUUGAUUUACAGGUACAGUCGAACCCAAUAGCUUUGUUCACCCUAUUUGUCUUCAAAAUUCAGUGUACAUGUAUAAAAUAAUUAAUUUAGAAUUCAGUAAUUAAAAAAAUUAGAAUCUAGAACCCAUUCUGACUAGAUUCACACAAGCAGUCAGAGAUAUACUCCAUUGGAUUCCAAAUAUUAGUCCUUUUGACUAAUUGAAUAAUUAUUAUAAAUAAGGUUAUAUAUUAAGCAUCUUUCUUAAAAAGUGUGCAAAAAUCUUAAACAAAUAUUGAGAUCGUACUACUAAGAGGUUUUAUUUGUUGCUAUAAAAAGUUGCACAAUCUUUAAAUGGUCACGGCGGAACUUUUGAUCCCUUGCAUA